Spirometra erinaceieuropaei is the source of this 13552-nucleotide messenger RNA. The record is from the annotation of a GenBank genome assembly. NCBI's taxonomy places the organism in Eukaryota, Metazoa, Platyhelminthes, Cestoda, Diphyllobothriidea, Diphyllobothriidae.
AUGGUGUAAGUUUGAGAACGGAGGGAGUGGAGAGCAAACAAUUUUCGACUGAUCUUGUUACCCAUGCAGUCGCAUUCUCAUUAAGUCGAUUAUUAAAAAGGCUAUACAAAGUCGUUUUGCGCUGUUUCCAGUUGCUUCUCCGUGUCAUCCAGCCAAAUGCGGGCUCAGGACAGCACAGAACGUCUUUGAAAGUUUGUCAACUGUCCCUAUGCGACGGAAGACUUGGAUGUUCCAGUAUGGUUUACACAGUCGUAGUUUUCACAACCGACAGGACAACGAGCCUGUGGCUCAGUGAUAAAGCGUUGGACUAAAUGAUUCUCAAUUACAAAAUGAUCCGGGCUCGUAUUCCAGAUAAUUCAGACCUAGGUUCGGUAAUGGCUAGCUGACGACGGCUAAUAAGCCAGAAGCAUCCAUCUGAGUUCCCCUUUUCUUUGUCGGUACUUCUUUUUGCAUGAUUUCUAAGUCUUGGGCCCCCCAAUGUCGGUUCUGUCAGCAAAUUUUACUUAGAACUUUAAAGUGUUACUAAGCACAGGGCCCUCACAGUGAAAUACCCUGCUGACCGACUGCUGUUUAUGCUUUUUUUCAGGUCUGGCGUCUGCGGAGGUCGGCCUGCUCGCAUUCGGGAUCAUUUUCAAUGCCCUGGCGUUGGCCAUGGUGUGUCAUUUGGCAGUCCUGUGGUGCAGGGCGCCCUACGACAGUGUCUUCAUGCGAAACUUCCGCCUUGUUGUGGGCAUCGUCUCAACAAUUUGCAGUAAUAACUACAUCUACCUCACAUGAAUUCCCCUGCAUAACUAUACUGCCUUUGCAGCCUGCCCAUAUUUCAUGAUUCGCGGACUGGACUUCCUGAAAUCGGCAGCGUUUCUCAAAUGUAGGGACAUUAGUCGUGCCAACCAAAAAUAUCCGAUAUCAAUAGGUUCAAGGCUCUAACUUAGAUGGAAAAUGUGAUACGUAGGUUUCGUGUGGUUGGUGUUCCGCAGUUGUCUCGGAAGAUUGUGCGGCUACUAGCAUUUAUAUAUAUAUAUAUAUUAUAGGUAUUAUACAGUACUCCCGACCUAGAUACUUGCUAAAAGCCCAGACACGUGUUUCGCCGAUAUUCUGCCGCUGCGUGGAUAUAGGCGAAAAUGCUGACCCCAGGUGUUGGGCUUGGAUAAGAUGGUAAGUUGAGCUCUGGGGGUGAUGAUUUAGUCAUCUGACGCUUACACUCAUACUCGAGCGCAUCAUCGGAGAUGGGAAAUGUGAGAACGACACGGUUUAAACAGGUCACCUCUCACCAAUCACCACUUACGCACCAGGGGAGGCCCAAUGGGGAUAGUAAUUGAUGGCCCUAUCAGGGGUGAGCGAGAGGGGCCUUUUUAAACCGUGCAGUUCUCAUAUUUCCUAUCUCCGGUGAUGCGCUCGAGGAUGAGUGUGAAACGUCAGAUGAAUAAAUCAGCAUCCCCAGAUCUCACCUUACCAUCUUCUUCAAUAUAUACAUAUAUAUCAGAUUUGAGACGGUGCGACUAUAGGGGACACCGUCGCGUAUUUCAACUAGAUAAUAGCAUUGUAAAACCCCAUCUCCUCUCAAAUGCGCAGAAACAUAUUUCAGGAAUCGAAGAAAGGAGAAUUCAUUCUUUGGAAAACCAUCCUGUUUGACUACCAGCUCAACUUCGAGCGGCAUUAAAGCCUUUGAACCAAACAGAAACGAAAUUUGUACAGCUAGUUAAUAGCUUUAAAAUCUUAUUAGGCGUAAUAUGUGGAAUACUACGAACGUAUUAAGUCUCAAGAGUUUAAAUAAAUACUUCAACGUAUUGGCCUUGAUGUAAUAAAGCUUUUAAUUCUGAAUCUUCACAUUCCACACGCAUCUCCUGUGAACCAAUGUCUCUCACUGACAAGGACAAAACUGAAAAACACUGUGUUUAUUCACCGUACAGGAUUCUGUGGCAAAUUUGGAGGCCGCCACUACUAGAAGAUAUUUUGUUGUAUACGAACUACAUUCUUUAGCUAUUUACUGAAUCUAGCUACUACUUCCUGUGAUGAUGGUUUGGGGGAUGAAUCCGAAACGUUAGGCUAGUUAACUUGUGACCUCUUCUUACCAAGGCUACCUUACUUUUUUAUAACUCCCGUCUUUAUUGUUUUUACCAACGUAGAGUGACUCAGUGACGAGACUUUGUGGUUAGUUCAUCCAUUCGCUAGAAACUAGUUUCGCUCUUUCAGGGCUGAGAUCAUUAUUUUUCGGAGUAAAUUGUUUCCUAACUUUUUGAGAGCUUCGACUAGGGAAUGACUGUCAAGUUCUCUAUAACUUCUCGUGUUUUAUUGUAGUCUUUGUGAUGUACAUUUUGUGAUCAGUCUUAUGCAGUGUUGACCGAAAGUCUCAAAUAGGUUUUCGGUUAGGAAGGACUACUUAAGUUAAAUCGUAAUAUUUAUUAUUGUGGGGCAUGAUCUCAAGAGAUCUUCGUCAUGUCGUGGCGUCCGCACAUGAAGUUAUUUAUUUUCAACCUCCUAAAGAAACGGAACUCAGUAGAAAUAACUGCCUUAGUAGUAAAAAUUUUCCCAUUGAUUUUGAAUUGUAAAUCGAAAUAUAUUUCAUAGAAAACAUGAAGAAAUUAUCUUUCUUGUUUUCGUCCAGGUUAAAACCACGCCUUGUUCAAAUUUUGCACUCGACGAAAUAAUAAAUCUACGUUUCAAACAAUUUUUCAACUCCCGAAUAAUUAAUAACCUUAUCUAAAGUUGCAUUUGCGUUCAUGUUUAUAAUCUACGAGUUGUGAUGAAAAACAUACAUACCUUUCUGUCCUUAAAAAGAUGCCACAUAUGGCGCAUAAAAUUUUAUGAUGGAUGUCGAUUAUCUUAUAUAUUUCAUAAGUGAUACUAAUAACGCACAGACACGGUAAUAUUUUUAUGGAUAUUUCGCGAUCUUGAAGAAUUUCAUAACAGCACACCUUUUUGAAAUCGAGGGAUGAACUUUCUUCGAGUGUAAAAUCUGAAGGACAUGGGGGUUUCUACUCAAUGAGUACGAGGUAGAAUGUUUUUGAACAUGCUUUCUAAAAAAUAUAUUUGAAUUAAUAAAGGCCCCCAAAACUCGAUGGAAAAAUUCAUGCUAAUCGGGUGAUCAAUCUUACCGAGUGCCGCUUAUGCAGGCGGCCUAGAAGAAGGGUAGUCAAAACCCGACUGCAUGAUAAUCAAAAUUGCAAGCCCACUUAAGUAAUCCUUCCUAAUCGAAAACGCAUUCCGUAAUUUCGGUUAAUAUUUCCCGGGUUUAGUCACUAACUGUAUACAAGCCGCAACACCUGUACACCAUGCAUGAUAGACCCGAAUACACUGAAGCCUUUCGAACUUUGAUGCUUAAAAGCCCCUAGCCCUAUAUUGUGCAAGUUAGGUUUGGCAGGAGUUAUAAUGCGCCGACAAUAUUUGUCGUUAUAUAUGUUUAAGUAAAAAAGUGAAUAUUAUCAUGUGAAACCCCAUUAACAAUUUGAAUUGGAGGGAUUCUGAGUUGCGCCACUCAAAACAUGGAUGUAUGCUUGAACGCAAAUUUAUAGUCUAGGCGGAACUUGGCAGUAUUUUCGCAUUUUGAUGGUCGUAUGGAGCGAGAGGGACGUCUUUAGUAAGACUGCUGUGGCAAGUGAUCGAACUUGUCCGGUUUUUGAAGUUGCUUUUAAAAGCCAAAAAACUGAUCGGUGUGAACAGGAAGACAGAGUAAUCCACGUAUUGGGUCAUAGUCGGUCACCCUGUUUUUACUUUGGAUAGCUAGCCACAAAGAUAAGGACGAUAGUCAAGCAGAAUAAGUGAACAAAGCCCAGCUACUAAGUCAAAAAAACGUGGUAAAACUUUGCUCAAUAGCUGUGUCGGCUGACUCGUACACGGCGGGACAUAGGAGUGUUCUAGCGAGGUCCCCAACACUCACUUACUGAGUCGAUGUUUCAAAAAAGGACAAUUAAUCCCUCACCUAUGGGAGGCAUCAUAGGAAUAUAUAUGUGUAUAUAUAACAGUCUGCCUCUUGUAUACGCUGUCCAUCUAAUUGAGGCAAUAACCUUUCAUAUUGAGAAUUUUUUUGUUAAAAUGCGAACAUUCGGUCAGAACACCACUAAUAAUAACUGCCACACGGUAAAAACCUGAUUUGUCUACUUUCAGCAAUACUAUACCUGGCAACCAUCGUUGUUUAUCAUCUGGAGCUCAACGUUGAAGUAAAACAAAUCCCGCAGGUAAGUUGAAAUACCCCAAAACCACGUAUAUGUUGGCAGCCGGGAAGAAACUGUCUAACCGGCGGCACCCACUUACUCCUUUUUAAGGAACCAAUACACUUUUGGUCAUCAGGAAGCAUUAUAAUGACCCAACUUGUGUGGAUGCUGUUAAGAUUACCUUCCACUCAUUAGGAGUAGGCUUAAAUAAGACGACUUUUCGGGUGUUCAGCCUUCAUAAUACUAACUGAGGUCAAUUAUAGAUAACGUUGCUUAGUGUGAGUUUUGACUACUUCAUACACGAAGUACGAGAAUAGAGACACUGAAUUAAGGGGGAGGCAUAGCUUACAGUUUAAUCCCGGACCCCAAUUUGAUUACUUUUCCUUCACUUUUCGACAGUAGUAUGAUGAUAAAAGUACAUCUUUGGAGGAAGCUCGCGAAUUAAAUGUUUCGGUGAGAAGUUGUACGAGUUUCUAUGCCAGCAUUCAAUUGAUCAAAGUGACGCGCAUGUCAUUUUAUGAGUAUAAAUGCUCUCAUUCGUUAAAGAUGAAAGUUUACACAAAAAGACCGAUUUUAUUAUCUACUCGUGGACCUUAUCUAUCAAUCAGUGUUUAAAUUUAAGUCAGGAAAACCCCUAAGACCCUUAAGGCUUCCAUAAUGAGAUGUUCAAGAAAAAAAAACAAUUUUUUACGCGAAGAACGUUCACCUAUCAGGUUACAGGACACGAUCUCUCGGCUGUGGCUUUGGGCCCAAUCUAGAGUCUACGCAGGCAGCUAUAUAGCGAACAGGAACGAUGCAGGAUGGAUUGGCAACAAAGAAAAAGGGAGACCGGAGUGUCCGUUUCGGGCUUGCCAACCGUCGUCCGCCAGCUCCAGGCUGAGUUCCGAAACGCCGCGGAACAAGCAUGUGCCGCAACCCGAUUGAUGAACGUAUUUCAACACAGGACAGCGGGUCACUGGCUAAGUGGCAGAGCAUUGGACCGACAGUGUAACGGUCGUGCCCGACGACUUCCACCGUGUGCUCCACGGCGAGGUGCAGCUAGCACGGUGACUUGCGCGUGAGCUAGCUUAUAGUGAGUGUGGAUUUCCGCCGCACCUCCCCCCCCCCUCUGGGCCCGGUGUCAAGACAGAGUCAAGAAGACCGGAGGCGGGGAGGGCACAAAUCGAUGGCGUGGUCGAGCCCGCACCUUGACAUUCCACUCCACACCGCCUGGUCUACACAACACUUGACCAGAACCUUAGCCAGCAACAGCACCCCGACAGGGGUCAGAAAGGCGAGGAUGACCGGGCAACCAUGCACACGCGACCUGUGUACCCAGCGGGAGCGCAAGCGCAUCCACCUGCAGGGAACCUGGUGUCAGAGAACUAUCAGUGUGCGCCAGGCUGCGAGGACCAUGUUUUGCUGAUCCUGGCGUAGUAGACGCUUGCGUACCUUUAAGAGCACUGGACUACAUAACGCUUAAGGAACCGAGAUAAAGAGAGUCCGCGUCCAAAUCCCAGAUUGAGUAGGGCUGACCAACAAGAACUAAUUAGCCAGAAAUGGCCGUACCGGUCUCCCUUGCCUUUGUUUGUACCGUUUCCUGAAACAAACAAAUGUCGCUUAAAAAUACUGACGCCACACUCAAAAUUCUCAAUUAAGACCAAGCCUUUCAGACGCCGUCUGCACUCCAUGGUCAUGUUGCUUGCUAUACUUUUGAUUGGGCAGAUUUGGACGAAGGUGAAAGUUGAUGCAUAAACAUGUCUAGUUCACAAGUGCAAGAAGGUUGAAAAUCCAGGACUCCAUGCGGUUUGUGCUGUUUCGCUUCCAAAUUUCGCUCUGAUGAAGUGGCUUCCGCGGUUAUGCUGCGCCUCAUUCUGUGAAGACUGGGAAAGUAGCAAAAUCUAAAACGGAAAAGGGUUACUCGAUGUUUCGGUUUAGAGGUAGGGUUAGUUUUAGGGUCUGGGUUAGUGUCAGGCUGAGAAUUGAGGUUAGGGUUAGGGUUUGUGUCAAGUUUAAGGGUUCCGGUUAGAGUUAGGGUUCAGAUUGCAGUUUGGGUUGGGGUUAAGGUUCGGGUUAGUGUUUGGGUUAGGGCUAAGGUUGGGGUUAGGAUUUGGGUCAGGUUUAAGGUUAGGCUUAGGGUUUGGGUUAGGGUUGGUGGUAGAUUUAAGGUAAGGUUUGGUUUUAAGUUUUAGGUUAGCGUCAGGUUUAUAAUUACGUUAAGGAUUAGGUUUACUUUUGAGGCCACAGUUAGGUCUACCGUUGGGUUUUGGGUGUCGCUGCCCCGCGUGUCCUGUCGACCAGGUCUUUUGUGGAGGUUCUAGGCUUCCUUCAAUCUUGCGGCAGAAUUGUGAUACGUCAGGUUGUUCUUUCCCGUUUCGGCUUCGGCUACUUUCUUCACUAACGAUUUCAGCAUCCCCCUUCGACUUGCUUUACUUUUGAUGCCUACACUGCGCUUGCACUUGGGACCAGGGCAGCGUAACCGACCCUUGCCAGAACAUCCUCUGAUUCCUUCGGUGCUCUUUCUGACCUCUGUAGCAUACCAACACACAUGAGAAUCCCUGUCAGUCCAGUACUUGAAGUCGCGCGAAAUUCUGAACUCACGCCUUUCUUCCUAGUUUAGAACGUGCUUGUGAUUUUGCUAUGCAUAAGUCAUUCUCAUCGUGCGUUUGUUGCCCGUGUGAGCCAGCUCACGCCGAAAUCCACUCAGUCAGUUUUAGUGUGCUCUUUUGUACGCAUUUCGGCUUUCAACAUUCCUGCCAUCCACAUCCGACCGCAGACCUCCUCGUUAGCCCUGUCUGACGGUCCAUUUUACGAUAUUUAAUAUGCCUGAAGCCGAAUGCAAAUCAAACGACGACUCCAUUGAUAGUUCGGACCGGAAGCUCGCCGAGGAGCGUGAUUGAUGCAUCCGCAGUUUCAUUUUAUUAAGGGAAAUAUAGGCGAGCGCCUUUGAACCCCCUAUUGGUUACAAGUCGUCGGAGAAAAAAAUUGAUAAGUGGGAAGGUGAAAAAGGGAUUUUGUACAUCAUCUCGGACAGCCGACAGUCGAAAAAGAGUAAUCGUUAACGGUUACUUACUAAUUACAAGUAGUAUAAACGUAUAUAAGUUGUGCCGUUAUGUGGGUGGGUGUGAGACUGGUAGUUGGGAUGCUUGAUACCCGUCAGGUCUACACUUAAAGGAAUUCACACAGGGGGAGAGUACAACAUCUGUAGGUAGGGCAUUCCACGCUGCAACCACUCUGUUACUGAAAAAGAACAUUCGUCCAUUGACCCUUCCUUUCCCUGUGCGUAUUUUUAGGGGAUGACCGCGCAAAGUGGGCGUGUUAGCUUGAGUGAAAUAAUCAGUGGGACCUAAACAGCAGGUUUACUAUGGGAAUAGAAACUAUACUCAACCUACACCAUCAUGGAACUUAAGUUGGAAAUGAGUCACGUCGACCUAAUCUUUGCGACGUUUGUCUACUUAUCGCGUAACUGAAUCAACAAUGAUACCCCUAAAGCAAGACGAAAUGCAGUAGUAAUAUAAUGGUUCCACCCUCAAACGAGGCAAGUUACCAAUUCGACUAUUUACUUGCUUCGACCCCAUAUCUCCUCUCUCUCUCUCGUUACAGUUCAGUAUAUUUAAGGGUAGUAGACAACACCAUGUAAGGCCCUUUUGAAAACUAACCUUUAGAUGUUCAAGUCUAAAAACAUGUUAUUAAAACGUUAUAAGUCAGAUAUACAUUUUAAAUAACAUUAUUUUUGGGGAUGUGCGACUGCAGCCCACAGUGAAAUACGAAGUGUCAGCCAACGGCACUAUCAGUAGGUAUUUGCAAUACGCUGGUUUGAUGCAACAGAACUUUCCCGUCCAUUUGGACAAUAUUUUUCAAACAAAUAUACAUCCAGACAACGUUUAAAUGUCUCUACUGAGUCCACCACUUUUGCUUCCUCGGGAGGUCCGUUGCAGACAUCGACAACUCGCAGAGAUAUUGAGCACCUGCAAACAUGCAGGUAGAAUCAAGCUCCUCUAAGUAUGAAGGAGUUCCCACCUAGGUUUGUCGUCGUAGCCGAUGCAAAGAAAUCGUCGAGGUGCAGGGCACAGUCCUUAUUAUUCACAGCCCGGUAGGUUUAUAUGAGAUCUCCUCAAGAGGAACUAGGUUAAGCGCAUCAAGCCUGUAUCUGUAAGGUAAAGUCCUUACACCCUUUUCGACGUUUGCUGCCUUCAUCUGAACUCUUUCCAGCAACUCGUAGCCUUUUUAGCUACGGGAGCCGCGCCUGGAUUCCGUAUUCCAGUUGCGAACGAUCAAACGCCCCGUAAACUUUAUAUAUAUCUAUCGGUGAGCGCCCCCUCACAUUAUAUAUAUAUAUAUAUAUGAGAGAGAGAGAGAGUCAUUUGAACGGUGAAGAGAACACCAUUUGCCCCUUUUGCCGUCCUAAAGCAUUGAUAGGAGAGCUUCGGAGAUGUCAGAAUGGUGAUUGCGAGGUAUUUUUUGCUCAGUCACAUUUGUCAGUCAUAAUUUCAUCAAGGAGGUAUUGAUCAUCAUCUCCAUUUGUUCUCGCCUUCUUCGUUUUGUACCGCAUUUUGACAUAUUUCUCAAAAUUAAACUUCACCAAUAACGUAGGCAAUUACGUUCUUCUUGAAGUGUUCAUUCAUCCGUUUUACGUUUGAUGGCUGGUCGUAUUUUGAUUUCGUCUGCAAACAUCACUCCUAGCGGUCAGGUUAAUUCGCGCAGUCAUCAACAUAAAUUACAAAACAGAUAAGCCCAUAUCGGUGUUUCUGAACCUGCAGAACUCCAGACAGUCGGUGACCCUGAUGUUUGGUUCUGGCUACAUUGUGGCCUGGUUUGCGGUCGCUACAAGCCUCAUCGCCGCCUGGUUGUUCAUUUCCUCCACCUGCUGCUGGGCCGUCGAUUUCGUCAACUGCCGUUCCGUUGCCGCUGCCUUUUAUCCACCCUGUUCCCAGCGCCCCUCGCCGUUUGGACCGAAUGGCACCCUGUAUCCAGCCGCCUACAGCAUGGACAGUCUUAGCAAAGUGAGCUAAAUUUUCCGCUCGAGCAUAGUUAUACCAAAUUACUUCAUCAGCCUUUUUGCUUCGCACACUGAUGUUGUUGUUGCUGUCGUCGUCGUCGUCGUCGUUUCAGUGGUCAUUCAUCGCUGUGAUGCUGACAAAGUAUUCGUCUGAAUUCGCGGCUUUUACUAGCGAACGGCAAUUCUCCAAGAGAGUUCCAAAAUCGACUGUUGCAUUUACCGGCCCCAGUUACAUUUGAAGGUUUUAUCUGGAAAAAAUUUCCAAUCUAACUUAGACGGUAUAUAGGUUCAUAGUACCGGUUGCCUACCCCGACAAGUGCUUGUCUACCCCCCUAUGUGGCGCUACCACAAGCCUUCAGUUCAUCGACGGGGCUCCAGAACCCCACACGUCGUCUCCAGUUUACAGUAGCGCUCUAAACUUUCAGCCGUCACUGUCGAAAUGUCAUGAAGCAAAGUAUUGUGACAUGUUUCGUUGUUCUUGACCAUGGUCUUUAUGCUAACCUCUGAGCUGCACACUACCAACUCCAAAUGCAUAGACGUCUUACCUAUAAAUCGGCAGAUCUAGCAGUAAGUGGCACAAGUAUACGUCAAGGGUAUACUGUACUUAGAAGUAGGGUGUAUUUUCAACACGCGGCCCGAACCCCGUCAGCUGGCCAGGACUUCGACAGGACGUAUUAACCAGUGGGUAAGAUCGUAUUAUACGUUGAUACUGUCGACGUACUUACUUGUUAUCAGUAGGCGUAUUUAUCUUGUCUAGGGAAUUUGGUAUCGGUAGGUGUGCUUCUACUGAGUGCACACCUGUUUGGCAUCCUCCUAAAUACCGGCCAAAAAAAGGUAUUUUGUGGAGUUGAAAACACUGUUGUGCGGUGUCCUCUACCAGUCGCAAUCAGCGAAGCGGAUCUAUUCACACCUCUAUUGUCUUCGAUGGACCCAAAAAAGGGCAGUAGGACUCCUCAAAGUAAUUACUUAGCGCAGAUGACAGACAAACACUAGCCAGAACGAAUGUUCUCGAAGACCUCACUUAGCCGUCUCUAUACAACGUAGUUGACCUGUUAGAUUCUGGCACAAAAUCGGCAGACUUGGCAACCUACCGCAAACACUUAGAGUCCAUUUGGACAUAUGAAACGACAAAAACGCAGGAUUAAGAUAGAGAGGAGAAGUGUAUAAAUGUCCAGUCGCCUCUCAGGUCCCUUUGCUGUCAAUGCACGUUAAGGGCCCCCCCUUUGGGGCGUCUUGCCAUUCGCAGAAACAAUAGUAUUAACGACAAUAACACGACAACCACUGCGUCGAGGAACAGCUUUCGCAGCUCUCCAAUCCGAUAGACCCUGUAGAAAACUAAUGAGUAAAUGUUAAAGUCCAAAAACAUGUUACUAAAACGUUGUCAGUAAGAUGUACAUUUUAAAUAACAUUAUUCAUGGGGAUAUGCGGCUGCAACCCACUGCAGUAGAGAAAACCGGCUUACCAAUCACCGCGUCCUUUGCGACCACAGAGGUUCUUAGGGAGCUUAAAACGACAGGUUAUUUCGCUCCGCCGUCCUUCAGAACUCCAAUUCUCUAUUUAUCUCGCGCGCCUCACUUUGACGUUAAUUCCAACGACCCGCAACCGUUUCUUUUUACACAACGGCAAUCCGGACAUCAACAGCCGUCUAAACGCCGCCUACCUCCCCAUAUGCCCCGCAAUCAAGGCCACCCACUCACCAUAAAAAGUACUCGGUCUCGUGGUAAAGGUUGGAGCUAGUUUCAGUUACAGUUUAUUUGAGGGAAACAUAGGUGAUUAAUAUCUGAACUCCCUAUUUGUUACAAGGAUGCGAAUUAUGACAAAAAUUUGAAAAUGGAAACAUCAAACAGCUACAGAAGUUUUUUUUAAAUUGACAAGGUUUUCGAAACCAGACAGAUAACGAAUUGUUUCAAGUGUUAAAAACAUUAACGUUACUAAAUGUGCUGUAAAGUGGUCUGUUUGUGGUUAAUUUGUGCUAUCUCAGUUUCUGAGAGAGACGAAUUGAAUGCCAACACUCACAUUCAGAGGACAUGGGGCAGUAAUAAAAAACAAACGUUACUGAAAUACAGGCAGUAAUAUGAUAACAUUAAUAAACUGUUGGGGAUUCUCUGCAUUCCGCUUACCGGCAGUGUUUAGAAAGGACGUGACCGGUCCUGUUCCCGUCUGACUUAGAAUAUCUCGAAGCGCAUCGCAUUACAGAUGUAGGAAAUGGCCGAACGUCAAGGUAACAGGGACAGAAUCACUAAAUGCAGUGUCUUAUACGAGUCACACACAGCACUAUUUUGCCCACAUUUUCAGUAGGUCGCUACUCAUCAACAAAUUCGCAAACAUACAUUGCUUCAAAUGGGACUUCCUCUUGAUCACAGCCUGACAUAGAAAUUGCUAACUCUAAUUGUGUUUAGUAGACUUUGUUGAAUUUACUCGAGAUAUGAAAGCUCGUGAAUACGCUGCUAUGAUAGAUCUCCGGACACAUAAAUAAAUCCAUUAUGGUCCUUUCCGACACUACUUAUAAACAUCGGGAUAUCGUGUUCAUCAUCUCCCGAAGAAGAAGAAGAAGACGAAGAAGAAGAUGGGGCAAAUUCAUGGACCAGAUUGUAUCCGGACGGACGUUUCGGAAACUUCCUCUUUUCCAUCAUCAGAGUAGCGUGCUUGUUGCUUCUCCGGUUUUGAGUUGUUCAGUCUAGCCUCUUGCCUCGUAUUAUAGCCGUGCUCGAUGCAAUAACUUUGACCUGCCCAUUUGCCGAUUACUGGCUUUUACCUCCCCGGGGCUGACCGCUGACGGGUUUGCGUGGCCUUUGCUCUUUUUUCGGUCGGUGUAAUUGUAGUCAAAUUAAUGUGCCUGAUGGUCUCUCCCACGUCGGCCAGUGGACUGAUCGGUCGUUGCUGUUCAUGUGAGUAGCAUUCAGCUUCGUGGGUGCAUCGGUGAGACAGUGUUCGGCUUUGGUCACAUGACCGCUGACCCCCAACUCCAUUCUUUUCCGUGAGCGUUGACUCUCGGUUCCGCGUGCUCGCUUGCCUUAUUGGUCCUGUCCGGACUGAACCAAGCCUUGUACGCAGCGCCGGGUAGGCGGAAUGUAUAUCUAUAGCUUAGUUGAGUGUGCCAGUCGAGGACCAACUUUCGAGCACCAGUUUGGCCAUCUUCUCAUUGGCUCGACCGAUUACCCUCGCUUUCUCAAAGGCAAAGUUGUAGUUCAGCUCUUGUACGUGGCCAGAGACCAAGGACAACUUGGCCUUGCGGUUGAUUGUAAGUUGGUGUUCGUGCAACCUUGUAUCGAGGCGUUUGCCCGUUUCGUCAUAAUACCUCGCACUGCAAUUUAGGCAUGGUAUGCUGUAGAUCACCGCUGCUUGUUGUGUUGUUGGUGGCGGGUCUUUGCGCUUCGUGAUUUACUGCCUGAUGGUGCAUUCUGGUCUAUAAGCCACGUCAAUCCCAAAAGGUCUCGGGAUUCUCGCCGCCGCCUCUGAUACGUUCUUUACAUAGGGUAUUGGGAGCCAGAACUUCAGCUUUUCUCCACGUCAGGAUAUAUAUAUAUAAGAUGCUACAAAAAUAGCAGUUCCACGGUCUCACUGGGUGAUCCCUUGCGCAAUUUUUGAUAAACAGAGUGGCAGCUCUUCUAAGAUGGUCGAAGCAUAAAAGGCUAUUGAGUACUGCCUAUCCUGAUAAGUUGCAGUCUCCUUAAACUCCGAUGCAGACUUCCGAGACUGAGUCAAUUAGCUUCCCCGAUGCACACACCCAGAGGCUCUAUCCUCUCCGAAUGCAGGAGAAAGAGCAAGGGUAUGGUCCACGGCCGGGGUUACUUACGCCGGAUAGCAAGUGGAAUAAAAGAAAAUAACAGACGAUACUUAUUUGUGUGUGCCAGAGAAAGAAAUAAAAAGAUCUCACGGUGGCCGUUGUGUGAGGGUGAUCAAGAUGUCUUAAAGUAGUCCCCGGAGUAAAAAUAAAACAGUGCAAUAACUCUUUUGACAAUGCCUGCAAAUGGGCAUUAAAUUCAUUUACUAUUAUCAUUAGGUGGUAAAAACAGUGUCCACUUGUAAUUGGUGACCAAAUGGAGGGUCGGGAUUUGUGAUGUCACUAGGUUCUUUGAUUUUCGGCUCUCUUGCUUCCCGGCCAUAAGCCAUACCUCUGCUCAGGAAACUGAUACUGUGCCAGGCCUGUUAAUUAAAGAUGCCAUUCAUUUCCCUUUCCCCCAAACACCUCACAUGAAAUUAAAGUUUUCUCGAUAACUCUUCGGUUUAAUAAGGAUGAAAUCUACACUGCUUUUUACUGUCGUCAUUCUGCUGAGAUAAUCAGUACUGCAACACUUCUUUCUGACUCACUCUGUCCUAGUGGUCAAUCCAAGAUCCUCCGACGCUCCCACGAUUCAAAACGGCUACCUACGGAGAUGGACAUGAGAUUCGGGAUCCAACUUCAACAACCGCUCCAGAAUAA